AUGCCUCCAAAUUUCCAACAGCUUGCUUGUGGCGCAUACACCUACGAUCUUGAUAGAGCUUACUAUAUUGGAGGUCUCAUAUCGUCCUGGACGACCUUCGAGAUCAGUAACAUUACCCAAAACUUCGGCGUCUCGGGAUUGGUCGAAUUUGACUUCGACACGAAACAGCUCACUAAUUCUACGAAUGACGGACAGUUGUUUUCAUCCCGAUUUACUGGUCUCAAGGAGUCGCGGGAUAGGUCAGGGCCUCUUUUCAACGUCCCCUUUGGACCACAGGAGGGCACGUUAGUUUCUUUCGGAGGACUGACAUUUCCGAACGCUACGGACAACGAAUUUGGAGCUGGCUGGAGUAACGUGUGGAUCUACGACAAGCAUAAAAAGGUUUCAUAUCACCAACCUACGACAGGAGAUGUACCUAAGUUAGGAACAAACCCUGACACACUUGCGUUCUGGUCCGAGACUGACGAGGAGAACGGAACCUUCGAAAUGUAA
Alternaria arborescens is the source of this 492-nucleotide messenger RNA. RefSeq lists its product as hypothetical. The transcript has a single exon. NCBI's taxonomy places the organism in Eukaryota, Fungi, Ascomycota, Dothideomycetes, Pleosporales, Pleosporaceae. Bases 1 to 492 code for a protein of 163 amino acids. The record is from RefSeq and is a predicted model, not a curated record.